This is a messenger RNA of Jaculus jaculus (lesser Egyptian jerboa), 912 nucleotides long. Its product is annotated as vesicle-trafficking protein SEC22b-like. The coding region runs from base 1 to 891 and encodes 296 amino acids. The transcript has 2 exons. Gene Ontology annotation, molecular function: SNAP receptor activity. NCBI's taxonomy places the organism in Eukaryota, Metazoa, Chordata, Mammalia, Rodentia, Dipodidae. Gene Ontology annotation, biological process: endoplasmic reticulum to Golgi vesicle-mediated transport; vesicle fusion with Golgi apparatus; retrograde vesicle-mediated transport, Golgi to endoplasmic reticulum. The record is from RefSeq and is a predicted model, not a curated record. Gene Ontology annotation, cellular component: SNARE complex; endoplasmic reticulum-Golgi intermediate compartment; Golgi membrane.
AUGCUCGGCCGCCGGUGCGGGUCGCGGUGCGGGGACAGGGCCACGCGCAGAGCCGGAGCCGCGUCGGCGCGCGGUCGCCUUCGCCCGCCGGUCCGCCGCGCCCCGCCCCGCCCCGCCCCGCCCCGCCGCGCAGCGCACGGGCGCCCGCCCCGCCCGCCCGCAGCGCGGGGCCGCAGCUCAGCCCCGAGCGCCCCGGGCGGCGCGCUCUCCCCGCUCUACCGCCUAAGGCUGGGCAGAAUCGGAGUGGCCUUGCGGCCGGGAAAGACGGUGAUUGCCCAGUGGCCAACGAGCUUGCUGGUCGCCUCCAUGCAGGAGGAUGAGCAGUCUGGCCGGGACCUUCAACAAUAUCAGAGUCAGGCUAAACAGCUGGUUCGGAAGUUGAAUGAGCAGUCUCCUACCAGAUGUACCUUAGAAGCAGGAGCCAUGCCUUUCCACUGCAUUAUUGAGCAGGGGUGUGUUACUUGGUUCUGUGUGAAGCUCCCGAAGAAGCUGGCUUGUGCCUACCUAGAAGACUUGCACUCAGAAUUUGAUGAACAGUAUGGGAGGAAAGUGCCUACUGUGUCUAGACCAUAUUCCUUCAUUGAGUUUGAUACCUCCAUUCAGAAAACCAAGAAAAACUAUAUUGAUAGUCGGGCUCGGAGAAACCUGGGCUCCAUCAACACUGAGUUGCAGGAUGUGCAGAGGAUCAUGGUGGCCAACAUUGAAGAAGUGCUGCAGUGGGGAGAAGCGCUCUCAGCAUUGGAUUCAAAGGCUAACAAUCUGUCCAGUUUAUCCAAGAAAUUCCACCAGGAUGUAAAGUACUUGAACACAUGCUCUACUUACGCCAAGCUCACAGAGGUCGCUGUGUUUCUCAUCAUGUUAAUAGUGUAUGUGCGCUUCUGGUGGCUGUGAGGUAGUGAGCUGGUCACUGGU